Molecule: messenger RNA, 1133 nt
Organism: Mizuhopecten yessoensis (Yesso scallop)
Lineage: Eukaryota; Metazoa; Mollusca; Bivalvia; Pectinida; Pectinidae
Product: collagen alpha-2(IX) chain-like
Exons: 2
Source: RefSeq, a predicted model, not a curated record
GCCAGAAUUGUAAGGUUGAUCUCGAGGACAGAGUUGAAAGGGGUGUUCCCGAGGACAGAGUUGAAAGGGGUGUUCCCGAGGACAGAGUUGAAAGGGGUCUUCCCGAGGACAGAAAUGUAAGGGGUGUUCACGAGGACAGAGUUGAAAGGAGUGUUCCCGAGGACAGAGUUGAAAGGGGUGUUCCCGAGGACAGAAAUGUUAGCGGUAUUCCCGAGGACAGAAAUGUAAGGGGUGUUCCCGAGGACAGAAAUGUAAGGGGUAUUCCCGAGGACAGAAAUGUAAGGGGUGUUCCCGAGGACAGAGUUGAAAGGGGUGUUCCCGGGGACAGAAAUGUAAGGGGUGUUCCCGAGGACAGAGCUGAAAGGGGUGUUCCCGAGGACAGAAAUGUAAGGGGUGUUCCCGAGGACAGAAAUGUAAGGGGUAUUCCCGAGGACAGAAAUGUGAGGGGUGUUCCCGAGGACAAAGUUGGAAGGGGUGUUCCCGAGGACAGAGUUGAAAGGGGUGUUCCCGAGGACAGAAAUGUAAGGGGUGUUCCCGAGGACAGAAAUGUUAGCGGUAUUCCCGAGGACAGAAAUGUAAGGGGUGUUCCCGAGGACAGAAAUGUAAGGGGUAUUCCCGAGGACAGAAAUGUAAGGGGUGUUCCCGAGGACAGAAUUGUAAGGGGUAUUCCCGAGGAAAGAAAUGUAGGGGGUGUUCCCGAGGACAAAGUUGGAAGGGGUGUUCCCGAGGACAGAGUUGAAAGGGGUGUUCCCGAGGACAGAAAUGUAAGGGGUGUUCCCGAGGACAGAAAUGUAAGCGGUAUUCCCGAGGACAGAAAUGUAAGGGGUGUUCCCGAGGACAGAAAUGUAAGGGGUGUUCCCGAGGACAGAAAUGUAAGGGGUAUUCCCGAGGACAUAAAUGUAAAGGGUAAUCCCGAGGACAGAAAUGUAAGGGUGUUCCCGAGGACAGAAUUGGGUGUUCCCGAGGACAGAGUUGUAAGGGAUGUUCCCGAGUACGGAAUUGUAGUGGAUUUUCCGGAGUACAGAGUUAUAGGGGAGUUUCUGGGGUACGGAGUUGAACGGGAUUGUCCGGAGUACGGAGUUGUAGGGGAUAUUCCCGAUUACAGAGAUGAAGGGGAUUUUCCGGAGUACUGA